Messenger RNA from Caretta caretta (loggerhead turtle), 4046 nucleotides. It is a transcript of the gene SCARB2, whose product is annotated as scavenger receptor class B member 2. Gene Ontology annotation, biological process: receptor-mediated endocytosis; protein targeting to lysosome. Gene Ontology annotation, molecular function: scavenger receptor activity. Gene Ontology annotation, cellular component: lysosome; membrane; cytoplasm. Lineage: Eukaryota; Metazoa; Chordata; Testudines; Cheloniidae. The record is from RefSeq and is a predicted model, not a curated record.
CGCCCAGCCCCCGCGCGCUCGCGUAGGCGGAGCGGGGCCGCCCGGCCGCAACCGUCUCCCGGUCUCCUCCCCGGCAGCCGAGCGGGCGGUGUGCGUGCGCCAGCCCGGCCUCCGCCCUCCGCCAUGAGGACGUGCUGCCUCUCCACGGUGGGGGUCCUGUCCGUGACCCUGCUCAUCGCCAGCGUCUCCUUGCUGGUGGCCCACGUCCUGCAGCGGGUGGUGGACCUGCGGGUGAAAGAGGGAACAGUAUUAAAGAAUGGCACAGAAGCCUUUGACCUCUGGGAAGACCCUCCUCCACCAGUCUACAUGCAGUUCUACUUUUUUAACGUGACCAAUCCUCUAGAAGUGGUCAAUGGAGAUACCCCUUCUGUGGAAGAAAUAGGGCCAUACACUUACAGAGAGUACAGGCCAAGAGUGAAUGUUCAUAUUUUGGACAAUGGCACCAGAGUCUCUUCUGUGAACCCAAAGACCUAUGUAUUUGAACGAGAGAAGUCUGUUGGAGACCCUGAAGUUGAUCUGAUCAGGACAGUAAAUAUUCCUGCAGUGACUGCAAUGGAAUGGACCAAAUCAACUUCUCUACGGCUACCCACAGAGAUUCUCCUAAUAUUAUACCAAGAAAACUUGUUUAUGACACACACUGUCCACGAAUUACUAUGGGGCUACAAAGACAAACUUUUGUCAACCCUUCAUAUGCUUCAUCCUAAGAUUGAUUCAGAGUUUGGCUUAUUUAAUAAGAUGAAUGGAACGGAUGACGGUGAAUAUGUUGUUCUCAGUGGGAAAAUGAACUACCGUAACUUCUCGAAGAUCGUGGAGUGGAGAGGAAAAGAGUCACUUAACUGGUGGACUACAGAGUCAUGUAAUAUGAUCAAUGGGACAGAUGGAAGUGCUUUCCACCCAUUGAUAAGCACAGAUGAAACAAUUUAUGUCUUUUCUUCUGAUUUCUGCAGAUCUCUGUAUAUAACUUUUGAUAGCUUUGUGAGUGUGUCUGGAAUCCCUGCCUAUCGGUUUGUGCCCCCUGAAAAGGUCUUUGCCAAUACGUCAGUGAACCCGGACAAUGCGGGAUUCUGUGUGCCAGCAGGAAACUGCCACGGCUCAGGGGUCCUGAAUGUCAGCAUCUGCAAGCAAGGGGUCCCCAUCCUUUUAUCAGCCCCACAUUUUUACCAAGCAGCUGAGCAGUAUAUUAAGGACAUACAGGGCAUGCAUCCCAGGAAGGAGGAUCAUGAAACAUUUCUGGACAUCAAUCCUCUGACUGGGAUAGUUGUACAAGCAGCCAAGAGAAUGCAGAUCAAUGUUCUUGUCAGAAAACUAGAGGGAUUUAUUGAAACAGGCAGUGUCAGAACAUUGGUUUUCCCCGUGGUGCAUGUAAAUGAGAGUGUUCUGAUUGACGAAGCAUCUGCCAAAAAACUGAGGAGUGUUCUGUUUGAAGCCACAGUUGUAACCAGCAUCCCCUUCAUAAUCAUGGCAUUAGGAAUUAUUUUGGGGAUUUGUUUCAUUGUGCUUGUAUGCAGGCCCCCUGGAACAAAGGAAGAGGUUAGAGAAGUGUUAAUAGACCCAGAGUAAGUGCACCCAAGCAAAGCUAUGCAGCCAGUUUGAUACGUGGUAAGAGUACUGAAGAGGAAAGGGCUCCGCUCAUCAGGACAUCCUAAUAUUCUUUUUUCCCCCUUCCCAUGUGAGCUUGGUGAAUAAACUAUGCAAGUUGAUCUAAUACCGAAUACUACCCGGCACACAGCGCUGCCUGAAAACCCACCAUGCUAAUUAUGAUUAUUUGUAGUACAGGGAUAAAAAAAGCUAAAAUGCUAAUGAAUGAGGAAACUGUUCUUCUCAGCUGCUAAGUAAGUUUUAAAGCCAGAUAUUAAAAUGACUUGAGAUCCUGCUUUAUUAACUAGUGUUUAAUAUUCCCAGUGCUGUUGAAAGCCAUAAAAGCUCAGAACCACUAUAUCAGUGAGAGUAUAAUACCCUGAUUCAUGUAUUAGAAUUACGUGGGGUAAACUUUGUAAAAGGACCAUAAUAAUGUGGGCUCCUAAGUCCCUUUUGAAAAUGGAACUUAGGCAUGUUUGAAAAUAUUGCUCUGGGUCUAAUUUUGUCUUUUGUGUAGAGCACACUUGGCUUCUUAUUAACAUGAACAUGUUAAUAAGAAUAACAUGGAUUGUUUUAGUAGUUACCCAUCAUGCCUUUUAUCUCCAAAAUUGUUUUGUGAAUCUAAGCCAAAUUGUAAGUGAGGCCUAUUUAGUCAUAUCUAGUUUUCAGUUAAGGAGCCAAGUGCUUCAUAGCACAUUUUCGUACAGCACCUUGAUCUGCCCAGUAUUGUUUGAAAUCCCAUUGUGUGGUAUUAAUAAAAUGCCUGGCAAGUUUUUAACUUUUAAUUAUUUUUUACACUGGAAAACACAGGGUUGGUUAGCUGAGGGUACAAUAGAGCGUUCUCCUUUUUCCUGUGUCAGUGUCUCACAAAAUAUCUAGUUUGUGGAGCACUGUAAAGGCAGACGUUGCAAGUGCAUUUGUAAUUGCAUUCAACGUUUAGGAAAUCUACAGACCUUCUGUGUUGAGGCAUGUUUGGAACAUUAAGGAAAGCAGCAUAAACGGGUUUUUUUUUAAAUACUGGUAGUUUAAAAUAUAAGGGUACCUUUUUUCCCUCAGUGAGGAAGAGCAUUCUCACAAACAUAUUUCCAUCGAAUAGUCAGUGAAAAAUUGAGACCUACUUUUUUGACUGGCUGAACACUCAUGCAUAGGGUGUUAGCCUAUCAAUUGUUCAGCAAUCCAGAACAUUUUGGGGUGUCCCAGUCAGAAAAGUUCAUUAUUAUCACUAUUAUUAUUUAUUAUCUGUAUUACUGUAGCACCUAGGAGCCCUAGUCCUGGACCAGAGCCCCAUUGUGCUAUGGUCUAUAGAUUGGUACCAAUUACAGAAGGCUAGAGAUACUGGCAUUGCACCAGGCUGACUUCUUUAGCCGACAGGCUCCUCUUAUGCAAGCCAGAACCAACCAAAUAAGCAUCCAAAUUCAGGCAUCUGCCGCACUGCAGAUAAGGGCUCUUGUACGUAAUGGAGCUCCCAACCCGUUGUGAUCUGCAAGAGUGUUCCCAGUGAGUGAGAGACUCAGACCAGCCAACUACAGCCAUUCAUCUCAAGGGAUUUGCUCUGCAGUAAUGUCUCCAUUUAACCUCAUGAGAGGAAACUGUCCAGCCUCUGAUUUGCCAGGAUGAAAGUAAUGCCAUGUGAAAACCCUUGUGGGUAAGGGGGUUUGGAACUCCGCCUUACCUUUACCCCAAAUGUUGUUCUUUGGGAGGGGAUAAUCUUCCUUUGCCACAUAUGUAGAUUCCAGUUGUAGAUACCUCCUCCCCAUCACCCCACUCUUUGAGUCCCAGGACCCCUUUAUUUCUUUCCUUGGCUGACCUCUGGAAUAAACCUGCCAGCUAAGGCAAAUCCCAAUAGCUUUGGCCCAGGGUCCCUCUUAAAUUCUUUCUUGUAUUUGGAAGGGGGCAGCUACAGAAUGCCCAGUGCUGUUGGUGAAAGGCUACAUCCCUCUCAGAUUAAGUGCCAGCCUUCCUUAGCUGGGGAAACUGAGUCAGUAGCUGCAAAGCCUGUGUUCUGUUUGUGGACCAUUUGCUUCUUGCAGUACAUUAUGCUAAAUCAGGAACUCCACAUCACCUUUCUGUCUCAGUCUUUAUGUUGUACAGUUCAGAUCAUUGUAUGAUCCACAUUGAAAUAUAGCACCUUGUGUAAAAGUUAUCUGUGCACAACAGUAGUAACCUACAAAUCAUCUACAAAGCCUCAGGUAUUUUCUGAGGAAGUCAUUUUGACAAGGCCUCACAGGGUGAAAUUCAUGCUAGCGCAGAGGACCAGCAGAGGGACUACACACUGCUUAACCCUGCUGCAAAAUACCAAUCCUCAUGCCACUGUCCAGAUCAAGUAUUCGUGGACUCAGCUGAGAAGUCAGGAACAGGUUUUGUCCCAAGGUCUCAACUGAUAUGCAGGAUCCUCUGCACUGGGGAGAAUUUAAUCCCAACAUAUCAAUUUUAAAAUGUUUACAUUCUGCUUAUUGGGUCAGAUCCUC